Ochotona curzoniae (black-lipped pika) is the source of this 4432-nucleotide messenger RNA. It is a transcript of the gene ST3GAL1, whose product is annotated as ST3 beta-galactoside alpha-2,3-sialyltransferase 1. Bases 470 to 1492 code for a protein of 340 amino acids. Gene Ontology annotation, molecular function: beta-galactoside (CMP) alpha-2,3-sialyltransferase activity. Lineage: Eukaryota; Metazoa; Chordata; Mammalia; Lagomorpha; Ochotonidae. The transcript has 7 exons. The record is from RefSeq and is a predicted model, not a curated record.
GGUAAAGAAAUGAGGCUCAGAGAGGUUAAGGAUCUCCCCUGAAGUCACACAGAACUGGUCACUGAUGAGCAGGAUGCUCCCCAGGCCAGCCCCGUGACCAUCUCAACUCCGGAGACCACGUGCGAGCAGCCAGCACGGUCACAUCACGCUCUCCAGGGAGGGUGACGGAGACAGCUUCCCUCCAGCCUGGGCAAGACCCUUCCUUCCAGGCUGCAGUGCACCGGGAGCCCUCCCCGAGCACCCGUGGCACCCGCGGCACCCACGGCACCCACGGGUGCUCUCCGAAUCCACGGCUUCCAGGUUGAACGAAAGCUUCGCCAAGAGACGCUUCAGCUGUGCUGGGAUUGCAAUCGUGACUGGCUCCCGUGUUUGCUGAGAGAGCCACCUGCCACACAUGGUUGGGGUGCGCCCCUCGGAGCCAUCCUCUUCCUGUCCUCUGUCGUGAGGGCUCGUCCCUAGCAGAGUGAAGAUGGUGACCCCCAGGAAAAAGACCCUCAAAGCACUCGCCUUCCUCAUGCUCCUCAUCUUCCUCACCUCCUUCCUCCUCAACUACUCGCACACCAUGGUGACCACCACCUGGUUCCCCAAACAGAUGGUCCUGGAGCUCUCGGAGAACUUGCGCAGGCUGCUCAAGUCCCGGCCAUGCACCUGCACGCACUGUGUGGGCCAGCGCAAGCUCUCGGCAUGGUUUGACGAGCGCUUCAACCACACCAUGCAGCCGCUGCUCACGACACACAACGCCCUCCUGGAUGAGGACACUUACAGAUGGUGGCUGAAGCUCCAGCGGGAGAAGCAGCCCAAUAGCUUCAAUGACACCGUCAGGGAACUGUUCAGUGUGGUGCCGGGCAACGUGGACCCUGUGCUGGAGAAAGGGUCGGUGGGCUGCCGGCGCUGUGCUGUGGUGGGCAACUCCGGCAACCUGCGAGAGUCCUUCUACGGGCCAGAUAUAGACAACCACGACUUUGUGCUGAGGAUGAACAAGGCGCCCACCAUGGGCUUUGAGGUCGACGUGGGGAGCAAGACCACCCACCAUCUUGUGUAUCCCGAGAGUUUCCGGGAGCUGGGGGAGAACGUGAGCAUGGUCCUGGUCCCCUUCAAGACCACCGACCUGCAAUGGGUGAUCAGCGCCACCACCACGGGCACCAUCAGCCACACCUACGUCCCUGUGCCUUCCAAGAUCAAAGUGAAACAGGAGAAGAUCCUCAUCUACCACCCGGCCUUCAUCAAGUACGUCUUCGACAGCUGGCUGCAGGGCCACGGGCGGUACCCGUCCACCGGCAUCCUGUCCGUCAUCUUCUCCAUGCACAUCUGUGAUGAGGUGGACUUGUAUGGCUUUGGGGCAGACAGCAGAGGCAACUGGCACCACUACUGGGAGAACAACCCUUCGGCCGGGGCCUUCCGCAAGACCGGAGUGCACGACGCAGACUUCGAGUCCAAUGUCACGGCCACCUUGGCGGCCAUCCACAAAAUCCGGAUCUUCAAAGGCAGAUGACGCUGCGCGGGGUGGGGAAGGGACGCGCCCCUCUGCGCCUCUCCAUUUCCGGCCCCAGCACCUUGCGGAGCCAAGGGGCCUCCUUGGGGUGUGCCCAGGGUGCCACUCACAGCCUGUGCCCUGGCCUUGAGCAAGGUAGCUCGGUCCUGCCAGAGCUGCAGAGCUACGCUCAGAACCUGUCCCAGCGGGGCGGACAACCCAUGCACGGCUGCCCUGGGGGACAACCCCUUCCCACCCCGGGUAGCAGGGAAGGUCCGGUCUAGCUCCGGACACUAAAUCAUUUUGGCCUGUAGGGUGGCGGGGUGCCUGGCAUGGAAGACUCCCUGCUUUGUCAGACAGGCCUGGUCCCUGGCAAUGGGCCAGGGCGAUGGAUCCAUUCUCCCUAGGAUGUCUCCAUGUGCAGCCGUGUGCCCUACAGCUCAGAGCCAUGCCUGGUCCCAUGGGCAUGGGGCCCAGGCAAGAUGCUGCCCGUCUUUGCACGAAGCCUGGCCUCUUGCUUGGCGUGACUUCCCCCUGUCACCAUUUCCUUCCCAAAUCUCACCUGGUGAUGGCCAGGAGAGGCCUCCGACAGAUCUCCCUAGAAGCUUGGUGAUGUUUCUGGCGGGAGCAGGUGCCUCGGCCGGUUGGAGUCAUCAGCGGUGGUUCUGAUUGUGGCCGGGAGCACAGCUGAUGGCUUCCACGUGCCUUGGUGGUGGGGGUGAGGGCAGAAACGCAUGCAAUGGCUCACAUGACAAGGAGGAACCCACGUGGGACAGGGGACCCUCUCCCGGCCAGGCGCCAUCGCUCCCCUUCUCUGGCUAAGAGUGUCUGUCCCAGAUUCCCGAGCCACUCCCUGGAGCAGAACAAGGCUCAAAUGGCCUUCAGCCACGGAGGCCCACUGCUGGUCGGGGCGCCCCCACCUUGCAGGGCCGUCCCAGAGCCCUGUGGCAGGACCCGUUUGUGAGGUCUGGGCGGUGCCUGAGCCACGGUGACUGGCAUACCUCACGCCCCCGUGCCUGCUGGCGGCUUCCUUCCUCCUCAGCCUUCCUGAUUAUUUAUUGAUUUCUUCGUUCAUUCGACUGACAUUGUACGCCUGGUGUGUGGCCGUGCUGGUGGGGCUGGCUGGGGGAUGAAGCUUGGUCUGGCGGAGCUGGGGUCUGGGCUCAGCUGCUCUUUAGGCUUGGGGUGUCUGGGGCCGAUCCCUGGGAGCAUCAGGCCAGCAGUCACGCAGCUGUGCCUGCCUCCCAGCCUGGCGGGUUCAUCCUCAGGCCUGGUAUUCCUCAAGUUCUGAAGCCUCCCUGGGGCCAGGCAGGACGGGAGCUGGCAGGCCUCGGGCAUGGUGGGGCUCGGCUCUUUGCCGAUGCUAACUCAGAAAAGCCACUUUUCCCCGUGAACACACCUGCUGAAGCAUGGCUGCUGCUGCGAGAUGAGUGCGAGUGGGGAGAGAUAGGAAGAAAGCCCCUCUUCGAAGCCCUGGGGGCCACUUUGGCUCAGGGGCCCCUCUCCAUCCUGGGGGAGGGGCGAGCAAGGACAGGCUCUUGCAUGCCCUUCUGUGUGGGUUUCCCUGAGGGCAUUCACCGUGGCUUUGGUGAGAUUCUGCAAGACUCAGAAUCCAGACGGUGUUUCCCGUUCAAGAAAAAUAACAAAUCCUCCUAAACUUGAUGCCCGUCCUGCCGCGAGGUCGGCGCUGUGAACCAAACGUGAAGCCAGAGCUCCUGGUGGGCUGCUGCUCCGAUUCACCCCCGAAGCCCCUCUCCGGCCCCCAGGACAAACCUGACCUGAAUGGGUAUCACACAGGCAGCCAUGUGGACCGAAUCCCCCAGGAUGUGAAGGACCCCGGUUCGGGUUACACACUGGCUGCUUUGGAUUCCACUGAGCAUGCGUAGGUUCCCCACGGUGAAGAUGGCAUCCACUGUUGCCCGGGCACCUGACUUGCCUUCUCUGAUCUUUCCCUCCCCCACUCUGCCUUGGUAGGGAGAUGCUCCACUAUGAGCCAUCUCCCAGCCCAGGAACCCCAGCUCUCUGGUUCCACACUUGAGCAAAGCUAGCCCCAGACGAACCCACGUCACUGGCCAGGGACCGCUGGCUGUGGCCAAUAGCGCAAGCAAACCGAGCAAGAAUCAGAUGCCCAGCUUCCAGAGAUGGACAUGGUCAGCACUCCCAGCCCAGCUUGUGCCCACCCCUUCCUGCCCCCUGCAGCCCAACCCAGCCUGCUGCCUUUCUCGCCAUGGACCUGCACUCAUUCUCAGGGUAGAGUCUCCAAAACUCACUGGAACCUCAGCUUCCGCUCUCCGGGCGCAGCAGAAGCAUCCAUGGCUUCCCAGCCUCUAGUUUCAAGAAUCCACUGUCCCCUCCCUGGGGUGAAGGUGGCUACAGCCCACCUGAGGGUGUGGGCUGGAGGAGGAGUGCCCACCCUACACACACACACACACACACACACACACACACACACACACACACACGGCUGGAGCCAAGGCAGGGCUCAGUCUACAGCAGCCAGAGCACUCCUUGGUGUCCAGCGCUGGGCUAGAGGGAGCAGGAGGCUGAGAGCCCAGCAUUGCCCGCUGCAGCCUGUUGGGGGAGGGGAGGGCAGGUUGGCAGCUAAAAAGAAGCCAGCUCUCCUUCAGGGGGUGCCUUUCUUUGGCCGCUCCUGCUUGCCUGGCACCCUCCAGCAAACCCUGUGAGCAGGAUGCAGUGGGAGAAGCCGGAAGCACGUAGGGGACUUGAACUGGGGUGUGCAGACAGGAGGGGGAGGCAGCAGGAGGGGCCCUGGAGGCCAGUACUACCUCCCUGGGGAUCGGGCCUCUGCAUCGAAGGCCUCCAGAAGCACAGUGCAGGCUGAGAAUCGCGAUGUCUAUGCCACCUGCCUGUAGCCUGUAGCCUGGGCACAGCAAGAUGGAGGCCAGUCAGGGGCUCGCCUGCCCUCUCCCAGUGUAUCAAUGGCAAACUCCCUUUGUGCAA